Molecule: messenger RNA, 1268 nt
Organism: Thamnophis sirtalis
Lineage: Eukaryota; Metazoa; Chordata; Lepidosauria; Squamata; Natricidae
Gene: GPX1
Product: glutathione peroxidase 1
Biological process (GO): response to selenium ion; hydrogen peroxide catabolic process; response to hydrogen peroxide
Cellular component (GO): mitochondrion; cytosol
Molecular function (GO): glutathione peroxidase activity
Source: RefSeq, a predicted model, not a curated record
UUUAAACGAGGCAAAAUUGCGCGUUGCCCGCGCAGUUCUUGCUGGUCCUCCCGUAUCGUUGCAAUGGCUGGUGUCUCGAGAUAUACGCUGGCCGGCAUGAAGGCGCUCCAGCUAGGGACUUCGGAGCCCAUUGAUCUGGGCUCGCUGCAGGGAAAGGUGUUGCUGGUUGCCAACGUGGCUUCGCUCUGAGGCACAACGACCCGGGACUUCACUCAGUUCCGUGAACUGCAGGAACGUUUCGGGUCUAAAGGACUCACCGUCCUCGCUUUCCCCUCUAACCAGUUUGGUCACCAGGAAAAUGCCACCAAUGAAGAGAUCCUGAAUUCCCUGAAAUAUGUCCGUCCAGGCAAUGGCUAUGUGCCCAACUUCCCUGUGUUUGAGAAGUGUGAAGUCAAUGGGGAAAAAGCUCAUCCUCUCUUCAAGUUCCUGAAAGAAUCAUUGCCUGUCCCACAUGAUGAUCCUGUGUCUCUGAUGACCGAUCCAAAGUUCAUAAUUUGGUCUCCUGUGUGCCGCAGUGACAUCGCAUGGAAUUUUGAAAAGUUUCUCAUUGGUCGUGAUGGGGUGCCUUUCAAACGAUACAGCAGAAAAUUUGAAACUAUCAAGAUGAAGGAUGACAUUGAAAAGCUGCUUCAACAAAAAGUCUAGAUUGGACCAGAUAAAAUCUUGAUAAAACUUCCCUACAUCUCUGCUUUGAUCUAGGUUUUUAAAAGUGUAUAAUGCUACCCAUAAUGUAAAUUUAACUAUAACUUUCCAUGUUAAACUAAAUUCAUAAAUCUAGAAAAUGUAGAAGAUAGCUGCUUUAUAUAUUGUAGCAGUAAAGCUUCUCUGUGAUAUAAAGUAAACUCAUAACUCUUCUUUAAAAGGCUUAAAGAUUACUCAGGACAGUCAUUGGUCUGAAGUUCAUAUUAUGGGUGUCAUUAACCUCUGAUGUAGCAGAGAGAAAAUUUGUUUUAACCAAUCUGCAAAUCAUUCAAACUAAGGGGAAUAGAACUGAAGUGUACUUAGAAAGAUUUCUACAAUGUGAGGUAGUCUUAAAUGUUGUGCUCUUUUCUACAUUUCUUGUUUUGCUGUGAUUCACUAACUGUUCUGCUGGUAAGAGUUUACUCUCCAUCAAAAUUUUAUUUAUGAUGGUGCUUCUUCUAAAUACUUGAUAAGCACCUGAUGUACUUUUAAAAUUUUGCAUGUGAAGUUGUAAAUUAUAGCAAGUAGAACAGUUUGGAAUCUGCUUUCCAUGCCACCAUGCACCAAUAAAAUCUUGAAACUGUUAA